CUUUAGUCGAAAGCCAUAUUUUCGGAAUUGCCAGCGAAUGAUGGACGCGAUCUUGGCCCUCGUCCAGCACGACAUUGGCGGCCGGGGCAUGGUCCACCUUCUAGAUGGCCCGCGGGACCGCGCUGCCUUUGCCAACGCCGUUGAGGUGCUCGCCCGCCUCCCGCCGGCCUCGCAUGUCGCGAUCCUCACGGGCUUUCCGUGCCUCCUCGACUACGACCCACCGACCGAGACGGACGGCCUUGGCGGGACUUUUGCUCUCGCCCAUGCGCUGCACGCGCUGGGCCGACAUGUGGUACACAUCCUCACGGACGAUGUCAAUGCGCCAGUGCUCAAAGCGUGCAUCGCGGCCGUGCCCGACCUGGACGUGCGACUGCACGCCUUUCCCCCAGGCCAUCUCUGGACCACCGAGACGCGGGCCGCACUGACGGCGCUUUAUCCCAGUAUAGCAGCCUACGUAGCCAUCGAGCGCGCGGGGGCCGCCGACGAUGGCCACUACUACACGAUGCGCGCCCGCGACAUGACGGCCAUGGUCGCCCCCUUGGACGAGUGCUUUGCGCACGCGCGAGCGCAUGGCGUGCCUACGAUUGCGAUCGGCGACGGCGGCAACGAGCUCGGCAUGGGCAACGUCGCGGCGACGACCAAGGCCAAGGUGCGCAAUGGCGCCAUAAUCGCGACCACGCAAGACUGCGACCACUUGAUUGUCGCGUGCAUCUCGGACUGGGGCGCGUACGCUCUCUGCGCGGGUCUUGCCGUUCGAGAGAGCGACGUGGCGGUCUUGGUCGAUGCACACGCCGUCGUCGCCGUGGCCAACGCCAUGGUGGCUGCCGGCGCCCGGGACGGCAUCCUCGCCUGCCAAGACACGUUUGUCGAUGGACUGCCGCUCGUCGAGACGCUCAACUUGCUACAUGCGCUCCGGCAUGUGGCGGCCGGGGCAAGGCACGUGACGCGGCUUGUCGGCAAGGUCGGCGAGACCGAAUGGCCGAUGCUCGGACGGCGCAAGACUACAGCGACGUCCCAACCGUACCUCCGCAUCUGCCGCCUGGCGGACCUUGCGACUCUGCCCGACGAUGCCCACGCGCAUCAUGUCCUCGAGAUUACGGUGCAGGAGAUUGCAACGCUCGACUCGAUGCUACACCCAGCCCCGCGCUUGGUCAAUCUGCAAGUGGACGCCGCCAUGUCUGCCACGGAGCUUUUGGCCGCGAUGGCGCGCUUGCAGGUCGUUGGUAACUCGACCUUUCUCGGGCUGGUCAAUGUCUCCUUGGACGUGCUUGCGCAAGCCUUGCGCCUCGACGCGGCGUUGAUGACGAGCGUUCGAUUUGUGACGCACUCGGACCGCGCCGUGCUGUUGCAAGUGGCGUCGUUGUGCCAGCAACACAACAUGGCGCUGAUGCUGGACCAUGGCGACGCGUCGCCAAGCGCACUGCCUUUGCUUCGCGACGACCGAUCGCUCUACUGUGUCGCUGCCCACAUCUUCGAAUAAGCUCUUAAUGCACGGCGGCUUUGCUCGACGGCGGC
Messenger RNA from Saprolegnia parasitica CBS 223.65, 1515 nucleotides. RefSeq lists its product as hypothetical. The coding region runs from base 38 to 1480 and encodes 480 amino acids. The transcript is spliced from 4 exons. NCBI's taxonomy places the organism in Eukaryota, Oomycota, Saprolegniomycetes, Saprolegniales, Saprolegniaceae. The record is from RefSeq and is a predicted model, not a curated record.